Musa acuminata AAA Group (dessert banana) is the source of this 497-nucleotide messenger RNA. Its product is annotated as thioredoxin H2-1-like. The transcript is spliced from 3 exons. The coding region runs from base 48 to 425 and encodes 125 amino acids. Lineage: Eukaryota; Viridiplantae; Streptophyta; Magnoliopsida; Zingiberales; Musaceae. The record is from RefSeq and is a predicted model, not a curated record.
GGACUCCCGUUUGCAUCAUCGUUGCGAGGACUGCAGAAAGACGAGAGAUGGGUGGUCUCUGCUCCAGCCAGUCCACCGCCAAGGAAGGCGAGUCCGCCGUCAUCGCGGUCCACUCCGCCGGGGAAUGGGCCCCGAAGUGGCAGUCCCACACCCAAUCCGACAAGCUGAUGAUCAUAGACUUCGCCGCUUCCUGGUGCGGGCCGUGCCGCUCCAUCGAGCCGGCGAUCAAGGAGAUGUCCGCCCGGUUCACCAACGCCGUGUUCCUCAAGGUCGACGUCGACGACCUCCCGGAGGUGUCGAACCAGUGGAAGGUGCAGGCGGUGCCGACGUUCGUACUGGUGAAGAGAGGGCAGGAGGUGGGGCGCAUCGUCGGGACGAAGAAGGACGAGCUCCAGAGGACGAUCCAGCGGCAUCUCAACAUGUGAAGUCGCGCUAUCUUUCUGUUGCUCGUAUCAAAAACUAAUCGUCUGAAUUAAUGAAAACAAACGUUAACGGCA